Molecule: messenger RNA, 3993 nt
Organism: Drosophila mauritiana
Lineage: Eukaryota; Metazoa; Arthropoda; Insecta; Diptera; Drosophilidae
Product: synaptotagmin 1
Exons: 11
Coding region: 428-1852 (474 amino acids)
Biological process (GO): regulation of dopamine secretion; calcium ion-regulated exocytosis of neurotransmitter; regulation of calcium ion-dependent exocytosis
Cellular component (GO): synaptic vesicle membrane; axon; dense core granule
Molecular function (GO): calcium ion binding; phosphatidylserine binding; syntaxin binding
Source: RefSeq, a predicted model, not a curated record
CGAAUGAACAUCGACCGUGGAAGUUGACUGCUGAAGUACAAAGCGCUAGGCUGAAGUAUACGAAAUUCAUGUGAGACUAGCGAGCCGCGGCCUCACUAGCCAAAGCCAGCCUCAAAAAACCAAAAACAUAAAUCAGGCAGCAGCAGCAGCUCACACAUACAUCGACAAGCGCCAGGAUCCGCAUCACCAUAUCCUUCCUGCCAAAUAGUCGCCACUGCUGCCGCCCCUCCCCGCUCCCCUCGCAGGAGUCACGCUUCGUUAAACGCUGCUCAAAACCCAUCAUCCAACUAAUAAAGCGGACGAUAAACAAGCGCAUUAAGUACCGAGGCGAACGAGCUAUUAACGCUAGUCUGGAUCCCGAUUGCUGAUUGGAAAGGAGAAACAUUGGCAGCAUUUCUAAUUAGGGGCAACAACACAGCAAAACAAAAUGCCGCCAAAUGCAAAAUCGGAAACGGACGCCAAACCGGAAGCGGAACCAGCGCCAGCGUCCGAGCCGGCAGCGGAACUGGAGUCCGUGGACCAGAAGCUGGAAGAAACACAUCACUCCAAAUUCCGUGAGGUGGACAGGCAGGAGCAGGAGGUGCUCGCCGAGAAGGCGGCGGAAGCGGCCAGUCAAAGAAUCGCACAGGUGGAAUCAACAACACGGAGUGCAACCACAGAGGCUCAGGAAUCCACCACCACAUCAGUGCCGGUGAUCAAAAAGAUCGAGCAUGUCGGCGAAGUGGUCACCGAGGUAAUCGCGGAGCGCACGGGGCUGCCCACAUGGGGCGUGGUGGCCAUCAUCAUACUCGUGUUCCUGGUCGUCUUUGGUAUAAUCUUCUUCUGUGUGCGGAGAUUCCUGAAGAAGCGAAGAACCAAAGAUGGAAAGGGUAAGAAGGGUGUCGACAUGAAGUCGGUACAGUUGUUGGGAUCGGCGUACAAGGAGAAAGUUCAGCCUGAUAUGGAGGAACUCACCGAAAAUGCCGAGGAGGGUGACGAGGAGGACAAGCAGAGCGAGCAGAAGCUGGGGCGCCUCAACUUCAAGCUGGAAUACGAUUUCAACUCCAACAGUUUGGCCGUGACGGUGAUCCAAGCUGAGGAACUUCCCGCCCUGGAUAUGGGCGGUACCUCGGAUCCCUAUGUCAAGGUGUACUUGCUGCCCGACAAGAAGAAGAAGUUCGAGACCAAGGUGCACCGCAAGACACUGAGUCCGGUCUUCAACGAGACGUUCACCUUCAAGAGUUUACCCUACGCCGAUGCCAUGAACAAGACGCUCGUGUUUGCCAUUUUCGACUUCGAUCGCUUCUCGAAGCACGACCAGAUCGGCGAGGUGAAGGUGCCGCUGUGCACCAUCGACCUGGCGCAGACCAUCGAGGAGUGGCGCGACCUGGUCAGCGUUGAAGGAGAGGGCGGACAGGAAAAGCUGGGAGACAUCUGCUUCUCGCUGCGCUACGUGCCGACCGCCGGAAAACUAACCGUCGUCAUCCUGGAGGCCAAGAACUUGAAGAAGAUGGACGUGGGCGGACUGUCUGAUCCAUAUGUGAAAAUUGCAAUCAUGCAAAAUGGCAAACGUUUGAAAAAGAAGAAGACAAGUAUCAAAAAAUGCACCCUCAACCCUUACUAUAAUGAGUCGUUCUCAUUUGAAGUACCAUUUGAACAAAUACAAAAAAUCUGUCUCGUUGUGACCGUCGUGGACUACGAUCGUAUUGGCACCUCCGAACCCAUCGGCCGCUGCAUACUUGGCUGCAUGGGCACCGGAACCGAGCUGCGUCACUGGUCGGACAUGUUGGCCUCGCCCCGCCGGCCCAUCGCCCAGUGGCACACCCUCAAGGAUCCCGAGGAGACCGACGAGAUCCUGAAGAACAUGAAGUAAGGCGGCAACAUGGAUAACCAAUGCAGACUUACAGCACAUCUAUCAAACGUAUAAAUGUAACCAAAGAACACGUACGCGAACCGUCAGACAUUGAAAUCGAAUGCAUCAUCAUCAGCUACAAAACGAUCCUCCUCACCCGAAACGACAAGCAACAAUCAGCGAAAUAUCGUAGUUAAUGCAAAAAUUGUUCAUCUAAGCAGUUAUCUCAACAUAAACAUACUGGAACACACAAAAUGCCGAUUAAGUAAUACCAUAGGUGUCUAAGUUAUAUCUCAUUGGUUGAACAGCAAAGCGAAGUGAAAGCUAUGAAAUCCUAUAUAGAAAGCAAUGUGCAAUGUGUCCCUUUCACUGGCCGGAAUCCCAAAUAGUUCGAUCGAUUUUACAUAUAAUCAUAAUCACACAUGAAUUCAUUCCGAGAUCUAUGAAUUUGUUGUUGUCCCUGAUUGAGAGUUUCCAAACUAUGAAAUUUACGAGUAUGUUCUUAUUAAAUGCAAAACUCUAUAUACUCAAACUAUUUAACGGAUGACCGCGAGAGUAUGAUUUUUAAAGGUUAAGUUUACUUUCGUUUUUAACUUAGUGCAAUGAUUAAAGGGAUCUUUCCGGUUUUAAAUUUGUUUUUCAAUCGUUGAAGGAUUACUAGUGAAUAAUAUUACUGACUAAUGAAUAUAUAAACAAACAAGCAAAACAAGAACGUAAAGGCAACUAAACUGUUAUGUAAAUUAUUUAUUAUGUUUAAAUUAUUGAGCAUUACGUACUUAACUGUGUAAGUAUUAAUCUAUGUGUGUGUUUAAACGAAGUGAACAUGGCAGACAUAUUAACAAGAGGACGGAAGGGAAAUCAUAAAAUAUAUAUUAUAUAUAAAUAUUAUGUAUAACGACCUAACAGAAUCAGACGAAUAAGUAGAGGGGAAACCAAACAAACCGAAAACCAAAAGCAAAUAACAAAAGUUAAACUUUGAAGCGUGAUUUCAACGGAAUAUAUCAUCAGUUUAAACUUAAAGAAAAUAUCGAACAUUUUGCACAAUGGAUCAGAUUGGAAUGUUAAUUUAGUUCGAACACCUUGGUUUACGAUAACUUAGUAGAAAUAUGGCUCAGUUUGGGAAAGGUUUCCAUUUCCGAUAAGUUUUUCCCUCGGUUAGCUUUGAAUUUUCGUUCGAGUUCAGAUUUUUGGUUCGGUAGCUUCUUCUUCUCGAAUAUUAAGGUUUCUACUACUAUCUAUGAGUCGUUUUACUCGUUUCCGACCUUACCACAUUCCCUGAUUUAGAAAUCAUAUUAGGACCUAAUGAAAAUAUACAUACUAACUAAAUGAUUAUGGCAAAAUGUUAAAACAGAAAAAGAAAUAUUAAGAACAAUAAUAGUUAUUACUAUUUAUAUUAUAUUCAAGUAUAUGACAUCUAAACAAUAUACAUUUAUAUAAACUUGUGCUCCUUGCUGCACAAGCCUACUAAGAAUUUGGGAUUUUUAAUAUGGAAAAGCGGCGGCAGCAAAAACUUCUACCUACCUAAAACACAAACUAGCUAAUUAAGCUAACUAACCGCUCGAGAGCCGAGCAUUCCAAUAUAAUCCGAUAUUGAAAUCGAAAUUGAAAUCGAAAUCGAAAUCGAAUUCGAGACGAAGGAUUAACAGUGAGCCAUGAUUUUCUGAUUUUUUCCAUAUUGAAAGUAAAUGAAAUUCAACUAAUACAUUAGAUGUUUUUGUCCUGUAAAUGGUAUAUUAUAAUGAUAAUGAUAAAGAUAAAGCGUAGUUAGGGAUCUGUGUAUCCCCUGUACACCCACUUACACAGUUGUAGUUAUGUUCACUGAAGCAGAAGAGUUAUGCGUAGAGGAGUACACAAAGAACAAAGAAUGCAAACUUACAAAUCGAGAAAAUAGCAAAAAUAUUUAUGUAAUAUAAUUCAUCUAAAUUUAACAAAUCGACGAGGACGCCAGGAAGAACAAGUUAUGCAACUUAUUACGAGUAUUGUUCAAUAAAAAUAAAUAACUUUGCUUUUCCAAAUAAUUACUGUAAAUUAUCUCAAGCCCAAAAACAGCAAAAUAAGACACAGAUACCAAACUCACACACACCCACACACACAUAUGUAUUAUGUAUUAAACAAAUGGUAAAUUACUAACAAAAAUCGAAGCCUAACCACAACAGCAACAA